AUGGGUCCCAAGAUUGCUAUCGCGUACUACUCUAUGUACGGCCAUAUCCGCCAGCUCGCGGAGGCCGAGAAGAAGGGCAUUGAAGAGGCCGGAGGAUCUGUCACGCUCUUCCAAGUCCAGGAGACCCUCUCCGACGAGGUCCUCGCGAAGAUGCACGCUCCCCCCAAGCCCACAGACGUCGAAGUCCUCUCCGACCCCGCGCAGCUCGAGCCCUUCGAUGCUUUCCUCCUCGGCAUCCCCACCCGAUACGGCAACUUCCCCGCCCAGUGGAAGGUCUUCUGGGACAAGGCAGGCAAGCAGUGGGCGACCGGUGCCUACCAUGGCAAGUACGCGGGUGUGUUCGUAUCCACCGGUGGACAGGGUGGUGGUCAGGAGAGCACCGUCAUUGCGAGCUUGAGCACGCUUGUGCACCAGGGUAUCAUCUUCGUGCCUUUUGGAUACAAGAAUGCUUUUGCUCAGAUGUCCGACCUCACCGAGAUCCACGGCGGCUCUCCUUGGGGCGCAGGCACCUUUGCCUCAGGUGACGGAUCACGCCAGCCUUCGGCGAGGGAGCUCGAGUUGGCAACGAUCCAGGGACGGGCGUUCUACGAGACCGUCGCAAAGGCCGUUAAAUGA
Messenger RNA from Paraphaeosphaeria sporulosa, 615 nucleotides. RefSeq names its product minor allergen Alt a 7. The record is from RefSeq and is a predicted model, not a curated record. Gene Ontology annotation, molecular function: FMN binding; NAD(P)H dehydrogenase (quinone) activity. The transcript is spliced from 4 exons. Lineage: Eukaryota; Fungi; Ascomycota; Dothideomycetes; Pleosporales; Didymosphaeriaceae. The coding region runs from base 1 to 615 and encodes 204 amino acids.